This is a messenger RNA of Nerophis ophidion (straightnose pipefish), 2442 nucleotides long. It is a transcript of the gene l2hgdh, whose product is annotated as L-2-hydroxyglutarate dehydrogenase. The transcript has 10 exons. The record is from RefSeq and is a predicted model, not a curated record. Gene Ontology annotation, molecular function: (S)-2-hydroxy-acid oxidase activity; (S)-2-hydroxyglutarate dehydrogenase activity. The coding region runs from base 158 to 1501 and encodes 447 amino acids. NCBI's taxonomy places the organism in Eukaryota, Metazoa, Chordata, Actinopteri, Syngnathiformes, Syngnathidae.
CGCGAGAGCGCGCAAAAGUUCUCGAGUUUCAGGGACACCAGCACGAGGAGGAGGAGGAAACUACGCUGAAGGUGGAACAUUGCCGCAAAAACAUUCCCCCCCUCUUCUCACAAUGAUAACGCCGCUCUGAGGAGUCUUUUUUAACGCCGUCGCCGCCAUGUUUCGGGUCCUGGCCAGCGUCUCUUUUCCGGCUGCUCGCCGCCAGCCCAAAGUGUCCUAUGACGUCACCAGCAGACGCGCGCACAGUGCUUCGUACGACGUGGCGCUGGUGGGCGGCGGCAUCGUGGGCUUGGCCACGGCCAGGGAGCUCAUCCUGCGACAUCCUGCGCUCAACUUCAUCCUGCUGGAGAAGGAAAAGGAACUUUCCGUCCACCAGAGCGGCCACAACAGCGGUGUGAUCCACAGCGGCAUUUACUACACGCCGGGAUCUCUUAAAGCUCGUCUGUGUGUUCGAGGAGCCUCACUGGCCUACGACUAUUGUGACAAAAAGGGGCUGCCGUACAAGAAAUGUGGAAAACUUAUUGUGGCCGUGGAGCAAGAAGAAAUACCCCGCUUGCAAGCUUUGUACGAGCGAGGACAGAAGAACAAUGUUCCUGGCCUCAGCAUCGUGGACGCCAAAGGGAUCCGAGAGCGAGAACCUUUUUGCAGGGGUAUCAUGGCGCUGGACUCGCCCCACACUGGCAUCGUGGACUGGAGGCAGGUGGCGCUGCGAUACGGCCAAGACUUUGAAGAGGCGGGGGGCAAAGUGCGGACUCAGUAUGAAGUCAGCGACAUCUCCGCCCUCAAAGAGAGCCCAGCAGGGGGCGCUGAAGGACUCAAAUAUCCAAUUGCCAUCAAAGACAAGAAGGGCAGCGAGGUGCGUUGCCGCUACGUGUUGACCUGCGGCGGUCUCUACUCGGACCGCCUGUCCCAGAUUUCCGGCUGCAGUCGGGAGCCGAGGAUUGUUCCUUUUAGAGGCGACUAUCUGGUCCUGAGGCCUGAGAAACACCACCUGGUCAAAGGCAACAUCUACCCGGUGCCCGACCCCCGCUUCCCCUUCCUGGGGGUCCACUUCACGCCGCGUAUGGACGGCAGCAUCUGGCUGGGCCCCAACGCUGUGCUGGCCUUCAAGAGGGAAGGCUACAAGGUCUACGACGUCAACGUGAGGGACAUGGCCGACGCCCUCUCCUUCAGAGGUCUUCAGAAGUUGGUGCUGAGGAACAUCACGUACGGCGUGGGAGAAAUGUACCGAGGCAUCUUCACCGGCGCCCAGGUCAAAAUCCUGCAGAAAUAUAUUCCGGAAAUUUCUUCCAGCGACGUUCUCAGGGGUCCGUCCGGGGUCCGUGCCCAGGCGCUGGACCGCGACGGCAACCUGGUGGACGACUUUGUGUUCGACGGCGGCGUGGGCGAUGUGGGCGGCAGGGUGCUCCACGUGCGCAACGCUCCCUCGCCCGCCGCCACCUCCUCGCUCGCCAUCGGCGAGAUGAUUGCCGACGAGGUGGAGAGCCGCUUCGCGCUGUGACCUCCACGCCUUCUGCCAAAAAAGAGACAUCUUUACCACAACACAAGCCCUAAUUUGCAGACGCGGCGUAUUUGACACCUUGGGAAGAAACGUUUUUGUCAUUAUUUCAUACUUGCCAACAUUCAGACCUCCGAUUUCGGGAGGUGGGGGGCGUGGUUAAGAGGGGAGGAGCCGUAGACGUUAUUGUCACAUAUGCAUGUACAGUAGAUGGCAGUAUUGUCCUGUUUAAGAGUGUAACAACAUUGCUGUUUACGGCAGACAAACUGCUUUACGUUAGACCAGGGGUCGGGAACCUUUUUGGCUGAGAGAGCCAUGCAAGCCAAAUAUUUUUAAAAGUAUUUCCGUGAGAGCCAUAUAAUUUAUUUAUUUUUAACACUGACUACAACUAUUUGCGUUCAUUUUUAAGAAAGACCAACAUUUUUAGAGUACAAUAAGUCUCUUAUUCUUUUUAAUAACAUUGUUAUUCUGAGGUUAACCAAAAAUAAAUGAAAUACUUCUUACCAUUUAUGCGACUUCUUGAACAGGUGCGGUAGAAACCGGAUGGAUGGAUGAAAAUGUUUUAUAUUUUGAACGUUAUUUUUGACACUGUGAUUACCAGCGGAAUUAUCGUGAUAAACAAUGUCAGCUAAGGUUUAUCUGAGAGCCAGAUGCAGUCAUCUAAAGAGCCACAUCUGGCUCUAGAGCCAUAGGUUCCCUACCCCUGCUGUAGACGAAAAGGUGACUGCUGUUGUUGUGUGUUGUUACCGGGAGGGUUGGCAAGUAUGCACUAUUUUAAAGUUUAUUGGAUGUUUUAAAAGGUGUCCCAAAUUGACAGUAACCGUCCUCGCCUCGCUUUGUGUUCCUUAAGGAUGCUCAUGUCAGUCAUGUGACCUCAAAGCUACAUUUGGACUGACAAAUAAAUAUUACUGUAUUUUUAUACAAUAAAUACUUAUUUCAAUUGC